Pochonia chlamydosporia 170 is the source of this 234-nucleotide messenger RNA. RefSeq lists its product as hypothetical. Lineage: Eukaryota; Fungi; Ascomycota; Sordariomycetes; Hypocreales; Clavicipitaceae. The record is from RefSeq and is a predicted model, not a curated record. The transcript has a single exon. Bases 1 to 234 code for a protein of 77 amino acids.
AUGGCCCAGAUUUACGGAGAAAUUGUUGCAUUCUUUGGCCUCAUUCAGUUCCACUCGGACUCAAUCGGCUACUGGCAUACAUUGGACUCUAUGGCACAGUUUGGCUCAGUCUAUGCCGGCCUACUUCUCGAGUCAUCUCGACAUGCUCAUGGUUUCAAGUUGCUGAUUUGGUACUUGGCCAGAUAUUCAACGGCAAGAACUCAGUUCACAGUUUGCGCUGACCAGUACUUGUGA